Messenger RNA from Staurois parvus, 418 nucleotides. Lineage: Eukaryota; Metazoa; Chordata; Amphibia; Anura; Ranidae. The record is from the annotation of a GenBank genome assembly.
UUAACCACUUUUCGACCGGCCGUUGUAUAUAAAAAAACAGCCGGACGGUGGCAGUGCAGGGUCGGGUUGCUGUUUAUAAACGGCCUCACCGCACCCUGCUUGUGCGCACUCCCUGGGAGCACGCAGCACCGCGAUCCAGUGCCUGCUGUGUCCUCCGGACACAGUGAAACACCGAUCGUCGGACGGGACCUCUGUACGAGGUCCCGAUCAUGUGAUCACUGAUUGGCCAAUCAGUGAUCACAUGCAAAGUAGUAAGCAAGAUGUCACUUGUGGUCACAUGCCUUGUACCAUGUGACAAGCUGUGACCAAUCACAGCUCACUCAGUAUUUCUCAGUGACUGCAAGAAUGCAGACAGAGAGAGAGAAUGAUUGCUUUUACAUCCUAUAUGGGUGUAAAAGCAAUCGGUGUAAAAAAAAAA